Plasmopara halstedii is the source of this 1536-nucleotide messenger RNA. RefSeq names its product aldehyde mitochondrial precursor. NCBI's taxonomy places the organism in Eukaryota, Oomycota, Peronosporomycetes, Peronosporales, Peronosporaceae. Bases 1 to 1536 code for a protein of 511 amino acids. The transcript has a single exon. The record is from RefSeq and is a predicted model, not a curated record. Gene Ontology annotation, molecular function: aldehyde dehydrogenase (NAD+) activity.
AUGCAUCACCGUAUCCUACGUCGCCUGGUUUCACCUCUUACGAAUUCCACUCCCUCUUUUUCAAUAUCCCGUCACUUUUCCGGAGUGAGACAGACAAAUCUGUUCAUUAACAACAAAUUUGUGCCUUCGUCAACAGGUGCAACAUUUGAUACUAUUAAUCCUGCGACAGAAGAGAUCAUUGCGUCUGUAGCGGAGGCUACUGCUGAAGACGUUGAUGCUGCUGUAGCAGCUGCUCGUACCGCUUUUAAUGGUGCAUGGCGUACCAUUGAUGCAGCUGAGCGUGGUCGACUUUUAUUCCGCUUGGCAGAUCUCAUUGAACAAAAUGGCGAAGAGUUAGCCGAUUUGGAAGCAUUGGAUGCAGGUAAACCACGAUUUCUAACACGUAUUGUGGAUGUAAAUGCUUGUAUCAACACCAUUCGCUAUUAUGCCGGUUUUGCCGACAAGAUACACGGCAAGACGAUCUCUAUUCCCGGACCAUACUUAUGCUACACAAAGGAAGAGCCUGUGGGGGUAUGUGGUCAAAUCACUCCAUGGAAUUAUCCAUUAAUCAUGAUGGCUUGGAAAUUGGGACCAGCUCUUACUACUGGCAACACUGUGGUACUCAAACCUGCCAAACAAACAUCAUUGACGGCUCUGCGUGUUGCUGAGCUCAUUGUCGAAGCUGGAUUUCCAGAAGGAGUCGUUAAUAUUGUUACGGGAGGUGGUUGCACUGUUGCCGCACACCUUGCGCAACAUCCAGAUGUAGACAAGAUUGCGCUUACAGGUUCUACUGAUACCGGAAUGAAGAUCAUGCGCACAUCACACGUUGACAAUCUCAAGCGCAUCAGUCUUGAACUUGGCGGUAAAUCUGCUAACAUCAUUCUCAACGAUGCUGACAUCGACGCCGCAAUCCAACAAUCACAAUUUGGUAUGUUUUUAAAUGCCGGACAAUUGUGUAUCGCUGGUAGCCGUGUGUAUGUUCAAGAGGGCAUCUAUGACGAGUUUGUACGUCGAUCGGGUGAAGCCGCUUCAUCGAUGAAAAUUGGUGAUCCACUCGACUUGUCCGUUCAACAUGGUCCGCAAAUUGAUCAAGUUCAGUUUAAUAAAAUAUUGCACUAUAUUGAGUCCGGGAAGAAGGAUGGUGCUCGUCUUAUUUGUGGUGGAAAGCGUUGGGGUGACCGAGGAUUCUAUAUUGAACCAACGGUAUUUGCUGAUGUGACGGAAGACAUGACCAUUGCUCGUGAGGAAAUCUUUGGUCCCGUCAUGUCAAUUUUCAAAUUCAAAACUAUUGACGAGGUUAUCAAACGCGCCAAUGAUUCCGAGUAUGGUUUGGGUGCAGGUGUUGUUACAACUAACAUUGACAAUGCUAUCAAGAUCUCUAAUGGUGUGCGUGCUGGUACGGUGUACGUAAAUUGUUACGCGGUGAUUGAAGCCAACACACCAUUUGGUGGGUUUAAAAAUUCGGGAAUUGGACGCGAGCAAGGAGAGCAGGGUCUGCGCAAUUACCUCGAAAGCAAGACAGUAAUUAUUAAGCGCCCCAAUGACUCCAUGCCAUAA